AAUAUCUCGAGGCGGAGUCUCACAGAAUCUCCUCGUCGUAUCCUGCAAAGUUGGCCGCUAUCGGAGCAAAGAGAAGAGAACAUCUUCCUACAUUACGGCUUCCAAAAAAAAAAAAAAUAAUAAUAAUAAUAACAGUAUGAAUCAGAAGACGGAGCGUCGCGGCAUCCACGUGGACCAGUCGGAGCUGCUGUGCAAAAAGGGAUGCGGUUACUAUGGCAACACGGCCUGGCAAGGACUGUGCUCCAAGUGCUGGAGGGAGGAGUACCAACGGGUACGCCAGAAGCAGAUCCAGGAUGACUGGGCCUUGGCUGAAAAGUUGCAACGCGAGGAGGAGGCAGCCGUGUACGCCAGCAGCCACGGCGCGCCGGCCCAGGGGCCGCAGCCCGCCCAGGGGCCGCAGCCCGCUCAGGCUCCGUCGCACCCGCCCCAGUCCUCGCUCGGAGCCUUUUCCAAGUUCGAGGAGAAGAAAACCAACGAGAAGACGCGCAAAGUGACGACCGUCAAGAAGUUCUUCAGCCCGUCCUCGCGCACCACUUCCAAGAAAGACUCAGCGGAGUUGAAGACGAGCAGCCCGUCCAUGGGCCGCCACGCCAGCUUCGACUCAGACCAGGUGUCCAAGGACUUCGUGGAGUUCCUGAAGAGCCUGCAGCGGCCCGGCCGGGAGAUCCACAAGCAGUGCCGCAGCUUCCUGCUCAGCGUGUCCGGCAAGAAGGAACUGAGCGCAGGAGAAGUGUCGGAGUGCGUUCAGGACUUCUACCAGGGCCUGGGCGAGCGCUUGAUGGGUCACUUCAAAGGUUCCUCCGAGGCAGUGGAGCAGGUGAUGGACCAGGUGGAGAAGUACAUCAUGACCCGUCUGUACAAAAGCGUCUUCUGCCCAGAGAACACCGACGACGAGAAGAAGGACCUGGCCAUGCAGAACAGGAUAAGAGCUCUCCACUGGGUGAACAUCCACAUGCUGUGUGUGCCCAUGGACGAGGAGAUUCCCGAAGCCUCAGAGAACGUGGUCAAAGCCAUCACGGACAUCAUCGAGAUGGACUCCAAGAAGGUUCCCCGGGACAAGCUUUCGUGCGUGACGCGCUGCAGCAAGCAUAUCUUCGCCGCCAUCGCCAGCACCAAGAGUGAGCCGGCGUCGGCCGACGACUUCCUGCCCGCGCUCAUCUACAUCGUCCUCAAGGCCAACCCGCCGAGACUGCAGUCCAACAUCCAGUACAUCACGCGCUUCUGCAACCCAAGCAGGCUGAUGACCGGCGAGGACGGCUACUACUUCACUAACCUGUGUUGCGCGGCGGCCUUUAUAGAGAAGCUGGACGCGCAGUCCCUCAACCUCACUCCGGAGGAGUUCCAGUCCUAUAUGUCAGGCCACGCCUCACCACACUCGGACCGGAACCGUCCCGACGGCCCCUCCGUCCCGGACUCCCAGUCGGACCCUUCGCCCCUUAACCCGGCGCUGGCCCAGCUCCAGCGUAACCUGGACCUCCUGUCAAGCCUGAGCAGGCGCCAAGAGACGCUGACGGAGGCGGCCCGCAGGCUUCAGGCCGAGCUGCUGUCCUGGUCCGACGGCGUGCGGCGGGAGGUCCGGGACGUCCUGCAGAAACACCCGCUGAACGUGAGCCGGCCCGCCGUGGCCGCCGCCGCUGACGACGACAACGCCGACCCCGACCUGCUCCCUGAGCCUCUGCCGCCCCAGGUGUUUGCUGGGUAAUGAAGUCCAAACAUUACACUCCCGCUUGGAAAAGUCCACACAUUACAGUUUCAGAGGCUUUUCGGGUUUAAUGAUCAACUCGUGCUGCAGCCUCACUCCAAACUGCUCAAACUUGAAAACGAAAUUGCGCUAACGCUGCUAUUUGUUUUACUUGAUUACAUUUUUUCACUAAUAUAACAUUGAGCUACAUUUUUUUUUCUGGAAUGGAGGGGGUGGGGGGAUGGCCACAUUAUUAGCUACAUACAGGAAAAUUUACAGGAAAAGAUCCAAUACAGAGCUGUUUUAAAAAGCAGUGUUAAUUCAUUUAAUUAAAAUUAUUAUAUAAUUAAGUUAUUUUUUUUUGCGGAAUAAGGUGUGACUAUAAUCAACGCUCUGGUCAAAUGUUUUUUUUUUUGUUAUAAAAGACAAAUUUAACAACACGUUUAUUAUAGCAUAUAAGGUCUUAUUAUUGUUAUUAACAGUAGUUCUCAAAAAUAUUACACCAAGUAUUUUAACUCCUAAAAAGUAUUUUGUAAGCCACUGCAACAUAAUGCACAAUUUUUUUAGGAUGAAAUGUAGGGAAAUGAAAAACAAGUACUUAAUUUCUCUUAUUCUCUAGUACAAUUUUUAAAAAAAUGGUACCAAAAUAAAUGUUUUUUUUAAUUCUUUAAGAUUAAAUGCAAAUGUUUUGAAGUUUUAAGAAAAUGAAAACCAAGUACUUAAUUUCUCGUAUUCUGUAGUAGAAUUUAAAAAAAAUUGUACCUAAAUAAAUGUUUUUUUAUUCUUUAAGUUUAAAUGCAAAUUUAUUGAAUUUUUAAGAAAAUUACAACUGAACUCACACUAUAAAGUGAUUCUUUCGCAUACCGCUAGAGGGAGCCAAUUUGAGAACGAUUUAUUUUCCGAAAAGCGCAUAAUUUUCCUCCCUCCAUUUUCUGAAGCGCUUAAUCUCACUCGCGACACCGGUGUGAUGUCUGCCUUUAAAUGUCUCCUAUUCUUUUACAAACGAUAAUAAACACUACAGUCAACACUUUAUCUUAUCACAAAUUUAUCUUUGAAAAGGCAAAUAUUUUUGUGGGUCGGUCAGCGUGCUCAAUAAGACUUGACUGCAAAAAUGACACGUAAUAAUAUUUCAACUUGACUGUGCUGUGUCUCUCAGAUUUACGUUGCCAUUAAACGCUCCAGUAUUAUAUUUGCUGCUAAUUACAAUGCUGUAAAAUGGAUUUUUAAAAAAAUGCAAUUAAACAAAGAAA
This is a messenger RNA of Syngnathoides biaculeatus (alligator pipefish), 2931 nucleotides long. It is a transcript of the gene rabgef1, whose product is annotated as RAB guanine nucleotide exchange factor (GEF) 1. The record is from RefSeq and is a predicted model, not a curated record. Bases 137 to 1702 code for a protein of 521 amino acids. The transcript has 9 exons. Gene Ontology annotation, molecular function: zinc ion binding; DNA binding; small GTPase binding. NCBI's taxonomy places the organism in Eukaryota, Metazoa, Chordata, Actinopteri, Syngnathiformes, Syngnathidae. Gene Ontology annotation, cellular component: cytosol; endocytic vesicle. Gene Ontology annotation, biological process: vesicle-mediated transport.